Molecule: messenger RNA, 2118 nt
Organism: Nycticebus coucang (slow loris)
Lineage: Eukaryota; Metazoa; Chordata; Mammalia; Primates; Lorisidae
Gene: EPHX2
Product: epoxide hydrolase 2
Exons: 19
Coding region: 58-1725 (555 amino acids)
Biological process (GO): phospholipid dephosphorylation; cholesterol homeostasis
Cellular component (GO): peroxisome
Molecular function (GO): lipid phosphatase activity; magnesium ion binding
Source: RefSeq, a predicted model, not a curated record
GGCGGGGCCUCUCGGAGGCCCUUAGUGUCUCAGUAGGGGACUGCUGCCCAGGCCGCCAUGCCGCUGCGUGUGGCCGUGUUCGACCUAGACGGGGUGCUGGCCCUGCCCGGGGUGGCCGGCGCCCUCGGCCGCACCGAGGAGACCCUGGCGCUGCCCAGAGGCUUUCUGAAUGAAGCUUUCCAGAAAGGAGGCCCCAGUGGUCCCACUGCCCGCCUCAUGAGAGGAGAGAUCACAUUUUCCCAGUGGGUACCCCUCAUGGAAGAAAACUACAAGAAAUACUCCAAGGACUCUGGAAUUCACCUCCCUGAGAAUUUCUCUGUAAAUCAAAUCUUUGGCAAGGCAAUAUUGGCAAGAAAGAUCAACCACCCCAUGCUCCGAGCAGCUCUUGCUCUCAGAAAGAAGGGAUUUACAACCUGUGUCCUCACCAACAACUGGCUGGAUGACGGAGCUGAGAGACGCAGCCUGGCCCAGCUGAUGUGUGAGCUGAGGCCAAAGUUCGAUUUCCUGAUCGAGUCCUGUCGGAUUGGAAUGGCCAAGCCUGACCCUCAGAUCUACAAGUUUGUCCUGGACACCCUGAAGGCCAGCCCCAACGAGGUUGUAUUCUUAGAUGACAUCGGGGCUAAUCUGAAGCCAGCCCGGGACAUGGGAAUGGUCACCAUCCUCGUCCGUGACACUGACACAGCCCUGAGAGAACUGGAGAAAGUGACUGGGAUGCAGCUGGUCAGCACUGAGGCCCCUCUGCCCAUCCCUUGCGAUCCAAGUGACAUGAGCCACGGGUACGUGACAAUAAAGCCUGGAGUCCAUCUGCAUUUCGUGGAGCUGGGCUCUGGCCCUGCUGUGUGCCUCUGCCACGGAUUUCCUGAGAGCUGGUUCUCUUGGAGGUACCAGAUCCCUGCUCUGGCCCAGGCAGGUUACCGGGUUCUAGCUGUGGACAUGAAAGGCUACGGAGAGUCAUCUGCGCCUCCUGAAAUAGAAGAAUAUUGCAUGGAAGUGUUAUGUAAGGAGAUGGUAACCUUUCUGGAUAACUUGGGCCUGUCGCAGGCUGUGUUCAUCGGCCAUGACUGGGGAGGCAUGCUGGUGUGGAACAUGGCUCUCUUUUACCCGGAGAGAGUAAGGGCAGUGGCCAGUUUGAAUACUCCCUUCUUACCAGCAAAUCCCAAUAAGUCCUCCAUGGAGUUUAUCAAAGCCAACCCAGUUUUCGAUUACCAGCUCUACUUCCAAGAACCAGGAGUGGCUGAAGCUGAACUGGAACAGAACCUGAAUCGGACUUUCAAAACCUUCUUCAGAGCAACUGAUGAGACUAUUUUAUCCGUGCAAAACGUCUGUGAAAGGGGAGGACUCUUUGUGGGGAUGUCGGAAGAGCCCAGCUCUAGCAAGAUCAUCACCGAAGAGGACAUCCAGGUCUACAUUCAGCAGUUCAAGAAGUCCGGUUUCAGAGGUCCCCUAAACUGGUAUCGAAACAUAGAGAGGAACUGGCAGUGGGGCUGCACAGGCGUGGGACGCAAGAUCCUGAUCCCAGCCUUGAUGGUGACAGCAGAGAAGGACUUUGUGCUCCGUCCUCAGAUGUCCAAGCACAUGGAGGACUGGAUCCCCCACCUAAAAAGGGGACAUAUCAAGGACUGUGGGCACUGGACACAGAUAGAGAAGCCGGCUGAAUUGAAUCAGAUCCUCAUUGAGUGGCUGGAGACUGAUGCUCGGAACCCACCAGUGGUCUCCAAGAUUUAGUGAUGCCAUGUGCCCUCCCCAGGCAGGCGCUGCUCAUCCUCUGUCUGCAGGGACACAUUCUUCACAUCCAGAGAUGGCCCUACCCACAUCUCUUGUGACAGCAGCAUUGUUCUGAGAAGAUAUACGGAAACGACUGAUUUUCUUUAAAUGAUAGUGAAUCAAAUUUAAUUUUAGAUCCAGGAGAAAUCAGGUGUCAUUAAUCCUCCCAGUAUAAAUAUGUGGUCUCUUUCUCUCUAAGAACCAUCCGUAUCCUGUGGGGAACAUACUGGGGCAGCCAGCUGGUGAUUUGUCUUUGAGUGAAAAUCCAUAGUUUGGCAGCAAAAUCCGCGGUUGAUGUGGCCUCAUCUCAGUAGAGAUGAAGACGCUUUAUUCAUUAAAGCUACGACAACCGUG